AAUUACCUGCACAGCAACAAGCGGGAUUACUGCAUUCGAUACUAUUCACUCCUUCGACACCUCUUUCUCGCGUAGCCGACAUCUACGACAUAACGAAGACCCGCCCCGCCUUCGCUGCGAUUUCUCCAUAAGCAAAGGCCCAUUUUACCCGCAGCUGUCCUCGAGCAACAGCUGCUGUUGCACACUCCAAUAAGGAGCAGCCAAAUCACCAACACGAGGAUCCUCUGGGGGCCACAACCUGACCCCUAAUAUCGGCAGGCUUAAGCUCCUCGCGUCUGCGCACGAGGCUAAUUCACCAUUUAUCCCACCAAGGGCAGCAUACAUCACUAAUCUUGGAUGUCGCCACGGUGCAUAAAGGUAAUCGAUAAUGUCGAAUGCUAGAUCUGAACACCUGCCUCCGGGCUUCUCGUCUGCUCCUGGUAUGCCUGCAACAAGCCAGGGCCGUUCCUCUUCCCCGACCGCUGGCGCCAUUGCUGGCCUGGACGCAGCUGCAAUGAGAAGCCCCUUCGGUUUAAACGCCCCUGGCAAAAUGGCCGGAGCCACACGCUCAGGGAACAACUCGCCCUCUCACGACACACCUGGUGGCCCUGGUCGGCUGUACUCGAAGCGAGCGCGCGAGAUCCAGGCGCAAGAAGGUGUCGCUGGCAUGCCACCUCUAAAUCCCUGGGGUGGCCCACCCACUAGCGGAAACUCGACUCCCCUGAGAGAAAACAUCCCCGAGUCUCCUACCGAUGGCUUCCCUGAUUUCGUGCAGCUUCCGACUCCAGACAGUGGUCCAGCGACAAGACGUGCGCGUGCCGGGACAGUGCCUUCCCGGUUUCCUGGCCCGCCGGGCAUCGGGGGAGGCAGCGCUUUCCCCAGCAUGAACCCUAUGGUCUCUCAGACGUCACGUCCAACACCGUCGCAAAGUCCAUUCAAAUCGCCCUCCCCGACGCUGAAUGAGCUCCCAGUCGACGCGCCCCGUUCCUCGACACUGCUGUCCCGACUCCGUGCUGGAUCGUUGCCGCAGCGAAGUCCUUUUGCGCCAAACUCGGGGACCAACUCGCCUUUUGGUCCCUCAGUUUUCAGUACCUGGAAUGCGCCUGGUCGUGACAGGACCAACACUCUAGCAAGCAUUGCCAGCGUGGGUUCCAACGGCCCAAGCUCGCCGGCACAAUCGGCUUUUUCCAAAGAAGGUCCUGGUGACAAUGACGUGCACAUGCGGACUCUGGACUAUCUCGGACUCGCAGAGACCCCGCAACCGGCUCGGGCUCAGCUGGCACCCACAUACCUGCCUGGCAUCGUAGACUUCACCAAACAGGCCAACCGUUUCCGAUCAUACUCUGUGAACAAUAAGGAUAAGUAUGCGGACGACGAGGAUGAUGUAUAUGACGAGGAGGGUCUGCUGCAGAGCCAGUACGCGCAGUUGCAAGACCAGCUUGCGGCCACCAAUGCUGCGAUUCAGCAGCACAAUCUUGCCGUCCAAGCAUUUGCUUCGCAAGCAUCUGUUACGCGGCCUCGUGCCCGUACAGCUGGUGUUCUGGAGUUGCAGAAUGCCGGGUCUCGGCUGAUGCGCAACUACUAUCCAACACCAUCACGACUUGACAACUCGAUGACGGCAGCAGAUCUCGGUCUUACUGAUGACAAGGCCUUUGACGAGCUUCCGAGUGCCGUGGCAGCCAUGAACCUGGGAAGAUCGAACAGCCGGAACAAUGGCCUGUUGUCUGCCGAGGAGGCCGGGCUCGAGGGUCCAACCAGUGCUCUUUGGCUGGGUAGCAUCCCUACUUCUACAACCACGUCGACCCUGACAGAAAUGUUCAAAUCUCACGGUCCAAUCUUGUCGGCCCGUGUACUGACUCACAAGAACUGUGGAUUUGUCAACUUUGAACGUGUCGACAGCGCCAUUUCUGCCAAAGCUAGCAUGAACGGCAAGGAGAUCUUUCCAGGAGCUGGCCCCAUACGCAUCAACUUUGCCAAACCGCCAUCUGCAUCUGGCACGCCUGGCCACGAUGGAACAUUCCCAAGCCCCAGCCCCGACCCUUUCACCAAGGGCCAGGAUGCGGUGCCAUCUAGCGCUGCUGCUUCAGCUGCCGAUCGCCCUGCACUGAACACGAAACUAAUCAACACUGUACCUGUGAUUCCUCCUCUGCAUGAGAUGACAGGCGACAUCCUGCAGAUUGUCAAGUCAUUCGGCGCAACUGACGAGGACACCGUCCGCAUCGCAAGCACCUUGCAGUCGGCGAUCCAGUUCACUACCUACCACGACGAAAUCCCGCCCAUUCGAGAGCCCACGCACACCCGUGUCCACGAUGCUCCCAAGCUGAGGGACAUUCGGAAGCGGAUUGACAACCAGAGUCUCUCGCAGGCGGAGAUCGAGAAUGUUGCCGUGGACAUGCUGCCGGAGAUUGCCGAGCUGUCAUCAGACUACCUGGGCAACACCGUGGUGCAGAAGCUGUUUGAACACUGCUCGGAUGAAAUCCGUGAUGCAAUGUUAGCCGAGAUCGCGCCGCACAUGGCUGAGAUUGGUGUGCACAAGAACGGAACCUGGGCUGCGCAGAAAAUCAUCGACGUCUGCAAGACACCACAGCAGAUGCGCCUCAUUGUUGAGCACGUGCGUCCGUACACGAUUCCGCUCUUCCUUGACCAGUACGGCAACUACGUCCUGCAGGGUUGUCUAAAGUUUGGCACUCCAUUCAACGACUUCAUUUUCGAGACAAUGCUCACUAGGAUGUGGGACGUUGGCCAAGGCAGGUACGGCGCUCGGGCCAUGAGAGCGUGCUUGGAGAGUCAUCACGCCUCCAAAGAUCAGCAGAGGAUGCUCGCUGCUGCUAUUGCCCUCCACAGCGUCCAGCUGGCCACCAACGCAAAUGGCGCGCUUCUCUUGACUUGGUUCUUGGACACUUGCACGUUCCCGCAGAGGCGUAGCGUAUUAGCUCCUCAACUUGUCCCAUUCCUUGUCCACUUAUGCACCCACAAGGUGGCAUAUUUGACCGUUUUGAAGGUCAUCAAUCAGAAGGCCGAGGCUGAAGCGCGAGACACGAUCCUCCAAGCUCUCUUCUUCAGCCCGAAGGACCAGGUUCUUGAGGCAAUCCUCAGCGACCACGCUUGCGGGGCCACGUUGAUCUUCAAGGUCCUAACGACUCCCUUCUUCGACGAGAGCAUCAGGAGUCAGGUCGUGGAGAAUGUCAAGAGCGUCUUAAUUCGCAUCAAGGCUCAGCCGAACCAGGGGUACAAGCGUCUCAUGGACGAGGUCGGCUUGUCCACACGCACUGGCGGUGCUGCUUCUCGCGACCAUUCAGUGAACCGAAACGCUGGGACCGAUAGGCAACGCCCUGUCUCGAGGCAAGCCCAGGUCCAAGCCCAAGCUCAAGCAACGGCAGCGGCGCAACAGAAUCCUCAGUUUGCGAACCAAUUCAUGAAUCCCCUGAUCCCUGGCAACGGCAAUAACUUUGACAUGCCUGGUUUUGGCGGUCCUGGCACUGGUGGCAGUGAGAAUGGCAUGCAGCAGUUCGCAGCCUACGGUCCCCAAGGGCCAAUGUUCGCUGCCGCCGGCGCUCCAAUGAACCCUGCCAGCAUGCAGCAACUUCAGUUUCAGCAGGGCAUGAUGCCUCGUGGAGGUCCGGGUAUGAGCAACUUUUUCCAGCCCAUGCAAGCCGGCUAUAGUGGCUACAAUGGCCCUGCUCCGGGCAUGGACCAGUUCCGAGGGCAGAAUGUUGCCAACGGCAGUCCUGUCCAGCCGUCCGGUGGCGCACAAUUUGCCCCGCCUGGAUUUGGCAUGAACAUGGGCAUGGGCGGAUACAACUAUGGCGCCCCGGGCAUGAACGGUAUGCAAAACAUGCCCUACAUGCAGGAGCAGCCUGCCAACAACAACCGCCGAGGACGCAGAUGAUCAAGAUCUUGAUUAAGCAAUAUGAGGAGGACGAGAUUUCCGCGGCACUGGCGUUCUUGCUCUCAGGCCAAAGCGACCUCUAUUUUGAAUGUGGUAACCGUGCUUAGGCGUUAGAAGCUCGUUCGAUGCUGAAGAGGAGGGGUUUCUGGACUACAAAUGAGAGGGCUGGCGACC
Molecule: messenger RNA, 4042 nt
Organism: Microdochium trichocladiopsis
Lineage: Eukaryota; Fungi; Ascomycota; Sordariomycetes; Xylariales; Microdochiaceae
Exons: 3
Coding region: 368-3868 (1166 amino acids)
Molecular function (GO): RNA binding
Source: RefSeq, a predicted model, not a curated record